AGAGGCGGAAGUAAAAGCGAACUACAGUGGAUGGGUGCAGUUCAGGGUGAGAUUGGGAAGGUGAGAUAGCUGUUCUCCAGCCUUUCUGGAGGGAUGCAGAGCCUUUCCUUAGGACAAACAAGAAAGUACUGAUCUGAUUUCCAGCUGACGCAUUCUGCCCCUUUAUUCCAGUAGAGGUCAGUCGAGCAUCUGGAAGAGAAAACAGGCUGUUGAACUAUGCAAGCAUUUCAAAAGGUUUGAACUACCUAACCAUUAUGGCACCAGGAAACCUCUGGCAUAUGAGAAAUAACUUUCUCUUUGGUUCAAGAUGUUGGAUGACUCGAUUUUCAGCAGAAAACAUCUUCAAAUCAGUUUCAUUUAGGCUUUUUGGUGUGAAGUGUCAUAAUACAGACAGUGAGCCUUUGAAAAAUGAGGACCUACUGAAAAACUUACUUACUAUGGGAGUAGAUAUUGACAUGGCAAGGAAACGACAGCCUGGAGUUUUUCAUAGGAUGAUUACCAAUGAGCAGGACCUGAAGAUGUUCCUUCUUUCCAAAGGAGCUAGCAAAGAAGUGAUCGCUAGCAUCAUAUCAAGAUAUCCACGAGCAAUAACACGUACUCCCGAGAAUCUUUCAAAACGGUGGGAUCUGUGGAGAAAGAUUGUGACAUCAGACCUUGAAAUUGUAAAUAUUUUGGAACGUUCUCCUGAAUCCUUUUUUCGGUCCAAUAACAACCUAAACUUAGAGAAUAAUAUAAAGUUCCUCUACUCAGUUGGAUUGACCCGUAAAUGCCUUUGUCGAUUGUUGACCAAUGCCCCUCGUACCUUCUCCAAUAGUCUUGAUCUGAAUAAACAGAUGGUUGAAUUUUUGCAGGCAGCCGGUUUGUCAUUGGGUCACAAUGAUCCCGCAGAUUUUGUCAGAAAGAUAAUUUUUAAAAACCCUUUUAUCUUAAUUCAGAGCACCAAGCGGGUGAAAGCUAACAUUGAAUUCUUACGGUCAACUUUCAAUUUGAACAGUGAGGAACUGCUGGUUCUGAUAUGUGGUCCAGGAGCUGAAAUCCUAGACCUUUCCAAUGACUAUGCCAGAAGAAGCUACGCAAACAUCAAAGAGAAGCUGUUUUCUCUUGGAUGUACUGAAGAAGAGGUACAGAAGUUUGUCUUAAGCUAUCCAGAUGUGAUCUUCUUGGCAGAGAAAAAGUUUAAUGAUAAAAUAGACUGCCUCAUGGAAGAAAACAUUAGCAUUUCACAAAUAAUCGAAAAUCCUCGGGUUCUGGAUUCAAGCAUAAGUACUUUAAAAAGUCGAAUCAAAGAAUUGGUAAAUGCUGGCUGUAACUUGAGUACUUUAAACAUCACUCUUCUAUCUUGGAGUAAAAAAAGAUAUGAAGCUAAAUUGAAAAAGUUAAGCAGAUUUGCCUAAGGAUGCCAAUGUUUUUAAUUCUCAGGAACUGUGAAUAUGUUAUGCCACAUUGCAAAAGAAUUUUGCAGAAGUGAUUAAUUUAAAAUGUUAUUAAGGGCCUUGAGAUGGGGAGAUUAUCCUGAAUUACUUUGGAGGGCCUAAUAUAAUUGUAGGGAUCUUUAAAAGUUGAAGAGGGAGGCAAAAGAGGAGGUCAGAGUGAUCCUGUAUAAGAAAGACAACUACUUUUGAAGGAAGUUAAAAGGUGGCUUUGAAGGAGGAAGACACCUUGAGCCAAGGAAUGAAGGGGGCCUGUAAAAAAAGAUUGAAAAGGCAAGGAAACAGAUUCUCCAUUAGAGUCCCCAGAAAGGAAUGCAGCCUUGCUGGCACCUUUUUAGCCCAGUGAGAUCAAUGUCAAACUUCUGACCCACAGAACCAUAAGAUGGUAAAUUUGUGUUGUUUUAAACCACUGAGUCAGUGAUAAUUUGCUGAAGAAGCAAAUAGAUUAACAUAGCAACUAAGUAGAUGAUUAGUUGCAUUAUAGGUGAAGUCAAAAAUACAGUCCUUUAGUAAAGUCUCUAUUUCUUCCUUUUAUAAGAGUAAUUAUAUUUAAAAAAUCUACCUACCCUUCUGGAAUUGCUAAUGUUAGUGUUUAUAAAGUCUUAAAUGUGUGCAUAAAAAACUAAAUGUGAAUAUAAAAUCUAAAUAAAGGAAUAUGUUUGCCUAAUAUAGUUUAAGGAAAUGAUAAUCAUUUCUGUGCAUUUUGUUGGCAUUUCAGCUAAUAUUAAAGAGUAAUUUUCAGAGGCAUUGACUUAAAAAAUGGCAAAUCAGAUAAUGUCGGUAUUUUCAAGAUACAAUCUAGCUCUGACAUAAACUGAAAGACGUGAGACAAAUUAUAUGACCUUAAUUUUAAUUGUUUUCCAGAGGCAUUUGUUUUCUAGAUGUGGUUUUUGAAUUAAAUAACAUAAUGGUGCUCAACCUUUUAAACCUCAUUUGCUAUCAGUGAUACUUCAAAAAACCUUAUUCCUACUAUUGAUAAAAACAAUAUGUCUGCUUUUCUAAGGCCAUUUAUAUAUUCAACGAUACUCCUAUUAUAAUUUGGUUAACUAUUUGAUGGCAAGCAUGGCAUAGUUUAGAAAGCAAGAGCUUUAGAGUGAUGUAUCUGGGCACCAUUCCUGAGUAACUUGUGUUAAUGUUUUAAAUUUACUAAACCUGUUUUUCUCAUCUGUAACACCAGAAAUUGACCUUCCAGAGUUGGUAGGAAUCAAAUGAAAAAGCACCUCUAAGGUUUCUUGCACAUAGUAAUGAUGCAAUCAGUGAUAGCUAUAAUAAAAAGAUAGUAUUUUAAAAAGCAGCUUUAUACAUAAUUCACAUAUUCAAUUUACCUAUUUAAAGUCUAACACAGUUCAAUUUAUAUAUAGAGUUGUGCAACUUUAUCUUCCAUUGCUUAUAAUACAUUUAUAAUUUAUUGGAAAAUUUAUAAGGAAAAUGAAUUUCUUACAGUUAUGGAAGCUGAGAAAUCCUAGGUUGAGGGGCCACAUCUGGUGAGAGCCUUCUUGCUGGUGGGGACUCUGAAGAGUCCUGAGGCGGCACAGUGUAUCACAUGGCGAUUGCUAAUGUACUUAGGUCUCUUUUCCUCUUAUAAAGCCACCAGUCCACUCCCAUGAUAGCCUAUUAAUUCAUUAAUCCAUGAAUAGAUUAAUCAAUUUCUGAUGACAUAGCCCUUAUGAUCCAGUCACCUCUUAAAGGCCCCACCUCUCAAUACUGCCACAUUGGGGAUUAAAUUUCAACAUGAGUUUUGGAGGGGAUGGAUAGUCAAACCAUAGCAGCAACCAUCACCACAAUCUAGUUUUAGAAUAUGUUUGCAGUCCUAACAGAAACCUUGUACCUGUUAGUGAAUCCCCAUUAUUUCCCUCCAUUUGUUCCCCCAAGCCUAAGCAAAAAUGAAUCUGUUUUCUGUGUCUAUAAAUUUGUUUAUUCUGAGCAUUUCAUAUAAAUGGAAUCAUACAGUAUGGUCUUUUGUGACUGGCUUCUUUCACUUAGCAUAUUUUCAAGGUUCAUCCAUGUAGCACAUAUUAGUAUUUCAUUUUUUUUGGCAAGUAAUAUUCCAUUGUAUGGGUACAGUAGUAUUGGGAAUACAUUUUACUGUUAUGGCUUAAAGUAUUGAUUUCUUAAGUCUUCUGAAUUGUACGCGAGUGUUUUCUGAGGUAUUGUUUUGGAAUCUAACAAGCUCAUAAGGGACUUGAAGGAGGUGGGUAGAAGAGAUAAUAGUUUAUUGACAUCAGCAGAUCAUAGGAUUGUAGCUGGGCUGAUGAGAAAUGGUAUAGCAACGAUAGUUGCAAGUGGCCAGAGAGAAUGUGGGUUGCACUGAAGUACAGUACAGCACUUGAUCAUUGGGCAGUAGGGGAUGGGGGAAGGAAAACUUUGGAGAAACAAACAGAUAAUGCCUGUCAGGCAAAAUUAACAUGUCAUACUUUAAGGUUUGAGUCUGAUCAAGGGAGAGUCAAUUCUUUUUUUUUAAAGAUAGAAUUAUAGAAAUAUUGGCCAGCCAUGUAAUCCCAGCUCACGCCUGUAAUCCCAGCAAUUUGGGAGGCCGAGGUGGGAGGAUUGCUUGAGCCCAGGAGUUCAAGACCAGCCUGGGUAAUACUAGCAAGAUAUCAUUGCUAGUAGGGAAAAAAAAAAAAAAAAA
Molecule: messenger RNA, 4059 nt
Organism: Homo sapiens (human)
Lineage: Eukaryota; Metazoa; Chordata; Mammalia; Primates; Hominidae
Gene: MTERF1
Product: mitochondrial transcription termination factor 1
Exons: 4
Coding region: 255-1394 (379 amino acids)
Cellular component (GO): mitochondrion
Molecular function (GO): nucleic acid binding
Source: RefSeq, a predicted model, not a curated record